AUGCUUUCUCCUACCGGGAAAGUGGAGGGGAGUGAAGUACCAGCUUGGAUUUCCAGAACUCUAAAAAGCUUACAAGAGCUUGACAUUACAUUGGAAAUUCUUGUGGGAACCGGAGUAGGCAAAACCGUAAAUGGCUUCCGAAAACAUACUGAAGUGGGAGACUUUGCUAAAUCUAUUGUUCUUCAGUGGAAGAAGUUGGUUCCUGAGGUUAUUGAAAAUGAUGAGAAGUCAAUGCCUAAGCAUGAACCGAAAGAGACUAUAGAAAGAAAGCAGUCGAUUUUAAAGCUGAAGAAAAAAGAAGCCGUAGUGGAAAAGGUGUUGAAUUCAGAAGGCAAUAAUCACUGGAGUGAAGAGCUACCUGAAUCUCAGACCACAAAAAAUAAAUCCAAUAAAACAAAGAAAAUCAAAGAGUAUGAAAAGAAACCUGAAUCUAAAGAGAUGAAACCGAAAAAGGAUCCACAAGGCAAAGAAGACGAAGAAGAAAAAGCUCACUCAAAUUUUCACUCAAAAGGUGAAAAGUCAAAAAGGGUCCAUUUCUCUGAGAAAAGGACUGAAAAAUAUUCUCAUUCAUCUAACAAUGAAAAGAAACAUGUCUAUACAAAGAAUAAAGAGAGCCCUCCCAAGCACAGCAGGCAUAAUAAAAAUAAUGAAAGUCGCAACAGCUUCCAGCCAAGUGUGGAGAAAACGGCAGAGACUUUGCCCAGUGAGGAAUUUGAGACUCCCAGUAUGUCAUUUGAGUCCUAUCUCAAUUAUGACCAAGCCUCCAGUAAGAGGAAAAAUAAAUCCUACUUGACAAAUGAACCUCCUAAUAAGGUACAGGUAUGCAACCAGUACUGCAAAAUGAAGCGGUCCAGUUCUGAACUGCAAAAAAGUCCAAAAAAGAAAAAAGAGGAACAGGUUGAUGAAACAGAUACCAAGAAGAGAUGUUUGGAAGAUUUACUUAGUAUACCACUACCAAAAUUUCUACCAGACUUCUCUAUGCUACCUUCUCCACCAUAUGCCGGUGAAAGUAAAGGGAACAUACCAGAGCCUGUGUCUGAAAUAAGUCCUGAAACAAGUGGUUUUACUGGAAAGCGUCUAAAUUCUAAGAUGUUGGUGUACUCUGGUUCCAAGACCAUUUAUCUUCCGAAGAUGCUUACACUAUACCAGCAAUGUAUACGUGUGCUUCAAAACAAUAUUGACUCCAUCCAAGAAGUUGGAGGUGUACCGUUUGAGAUCCUUCAGCCAGUUCUUGAGCGCUGUACUCCGGAGCAGCUUAAUCGCAUUGAAGAAUGUAAUCCAGACUUUAUGGAGGAAUCUGACAACCUGUGGAGGAAACACUGUGAAAAAGACUUUAAAGGUCACCAGCUCUUAGAAUACGAGUCUUGGCGAGAGAUGUAUUUAAGGCUCUUCAGUGCAAGAGAGGAAAAGUUGAAAAUGAUAACUCAAAAUAUCAGUUCAACAUAUUCUGGAAAACCUAAAGGUCGACAAGUAAAACUCGCUUACAUUCAUGGGGCAGCCAAACCUCCCAGAUAUAUCCGUCGCAAACAGGAGAUUAAUGGAACAGCUGUAACUAUUGUACAGCCUCAUCCAGUGGAGAAACUCAAGUUGCAAAAAAUAGAGUCAAAAGAACCGAGUAUUUCGAAUACAAUUGUUCCUGUGAGUAAUAGCCAGCAUGGAGGGCCAAGCCAAGACACAAAAAAGACUAUAAAGAAAAUUGCACCAAUGAUGGCCAAAUCCAUGAGAGCUUUCAAGAACAGGGUAGGGCCAAGAUGA
Messenger RNA from Nanorana parkeri, 1755 nucleotides. Its product is annotated as transcription elongation factor B polypeptide 3-like. Gene Ontology annotation, cellular component: elongin complex; nucleus. The coding region runs from base 1 to 1755 and encodes 584 amino acids. Gene Ontology annotation, biological process: transcription elongation by RNA polymerase II. The record is from RefSeq and is a predicted model, not a curated record. The transcript has 11 exons. Lineage: Eukaryota; Metazoa; Chordata; Amphibia; Anura; Dicroglossidae. Gene Ontology annotation, molecular function: protein binding.